Molecule: messenger RNA, 207 nt
Organism: Saprolegnia parasitica CBS 223.65
Lineage: Eukaryota; Oomycota; Saprolegniomycetes; Saprolegniales; Saprolegniaceae
Exons: 1
Source: RefSeq, a predicted model, not a curated record
AUGGGCAAGAACGAACCUACUCCCGCUGCGGCACCGCUGGCCGUGCCCGUGCCAAGCAAGGCACUGGACGGCGCGAUCGCACCGCCAUCAUCUGCUUCUUCCAACGACGAUCUCUCGUACAUCGUCGACAUGGAGGUCAAGGAGUCCAAGCUUUUUCUCGCCACGUGGACCACGCGGCAGAUUGCGCUGACGACCCAGACGCUCGAG